Molecule: messenger RNA, 1536 nt
Organism: Scedosporium apiospermum
Lineage: Eukaryota; Fungi; Ascomycota; Sordariomycetes; Microascales; Microascaceae
Exons: 6
Coding region: 1-1536 (511 amino acids)
Molecular function (GO): protein binding
Source: RefSeq, a predicted model, not a curated record
AUGUCUCUUAAACAGGAAAUCGAGACGUGGGUCGCCGCCCUUGGGCGGUACGACAACAACGAGUUCGACGAGGCCCUGAAAGAGUUCGAGAACAUUUCCGAUACCUCUAAAAUCCUCUUCAACAUGGGUGUCAUCCACGCCACUCUCGGCGAACACGAGAAAGCUGUCGAAUGCUACCAACGAGCGAUCCGCCUAGAUCAAUACCUUGCCGUUGCCUACUUCCAGCAAGGCGUCUCGAAUUUCUUGCUCGGCGAUUUCGAGGAGGCGCUUGCCAACUUCAACGAUACCCUACUCUACCUUCGAGGAAACACCAUGAUCGAUUAUGCCCAGCUUGGCCUUCUCUUCAAGCUUUACUCUUGCGAGGUCCUCUUCAACCGAGGUCUGUGCUACAUCUACCUACAGCAGAAGGAUGCCGGUCUCCAGGACCUCCAGUACGCCGUUAAGGAAAAGGUCGUCGAGGACCACAACGUCAUCGACGAGGCCAUUCGAGAGGAAGCUGAGGGCUACACCGUCUUCUCGAUCCCCGUCGGGGUUGUCUACCGUCCGAACGAUGCCAAGGUCCGCAACCUGAAGACCAAGGACUACCUAGGAAAGGCUAGGCUGGUGGCCGCAUCAGACCGUGCCAAUGCAUUCACUGGAUUUGCUGGAUCUGAGAUCAAGAAUGCUGGAAAGGGCGAUGCCAAGGACGACCGACCGACCGACAACAUCUCAUUUGCGGCGACCAAUCUCGUGAAGCCAGGCAUCCAGAGCCGAAGGCAACAAUCCGAACCUCCGACUUCACGAAAUGUCUUCCCUCCCACGCCUCCACCGGAGAACGACCGACCUGGUGGCGGUGUCAGCAGAGGGGCCUCUGUGCGCAAUGGACCCAAGCCGACCCUCUCGAAACUCAAUAUCGACCGAGCCGUCAACAAUCGCUACGAGAAGACGUCAUCACCUCAAGACACCCGACGCCGCCCGCAGAGGUCCAAUUCCUCGACCCCCCAGCGAUCCUACUCGCAGCGCCAGCGUAAUGAUGAAGAAGAGGACUAUGCCGACGAUGUCUACGACAUGUACCAGGGUGGUAACGGAGGCCCCCGAGGCAGCCGUCAACAAGGCCGCCGCAACGUACCCCGCUACAUCGAGGAAGAGGACGACGAGGGAAGCGAAUUCGACGACGGAUCCUUUGACGAAGGUGACUUCGAGAUGGUCAGCAAUCGCAGGGCGAAUACUGGAUCCAUGUCGGCCGGUUCUUCCAGAGGCCAGUCGAGAAGACCAGAGGUCCGCAAAGUCCGUGUCAAGGUGCACGCCGAGGAUGUACGGUACAUCAUGAUCGGAUCCGCCAUCGAGUUCCCAGACUUCGUCGACCGUGUCAGGGACAAGUUUGGUCUGCGACGACGAUUCAAGAUCAAGGUUCGCGAUGAUGACGUGCCCAAUGGUGACAUGAUCACCCUCGGUGACCAGGACGACUUGGACAUGGUUCUCAUGACGGUCAAGAGCAAUGCGCGGCGGCAACGGCAGGAGAUUGGAAAGAUGGAGGUUUGGGUUCAAGAGGUUUAG